CACUUCCUUCGGCCUCAUUUCCCCGGUUUCACCUUUUUCGAUGGUCUAGUUCGGAUGCUGGCGUCCCGCUGGGCCAUUUCGUCCCGCUGGGCCAUUGGCGUUGGCUUUGGCAGCUUCUUGCUGCAGCAAACGCCGACCUCUGCGGAGUGGCGGGUGGCCAUUCUGCUGCUGGGCGCCGCCGGGAUCUUUGGAGCGUUGCUGGUGACGUAUGGCGCGAUGUACCUUAGACCCUCUUCCUUUCACAGCCUGAAGCUUCUGGAGAAAGGAUCCAGAGAUGCUUGUCGCUACUUCGCCGUGUCGAUAGCCCUUCUAGGCAGCUUUCAGUUUCUGCUGGUGGCGCUGCGUUUGUGGCCCGAGCUGCUACUGGUUGCCACAUUGCACGAGCUCCCGGCAGAUCUGGUGGAUGCCUUCCCUGAGGGCCUGGAGUUGAAUCUGACCAAUGGAGUUCUCAGUGGUGGCUCCCUGUCCUCGUCUCAUGAGCCUCGCCUUUCUUUGGAGCUACCAAGCUUAAGCCUCUUCGACCUCUGUGGUGGCUCUUUGUCCUGGACCUUGCUCUCAUUAGACUUCGGCAGCCCAGACUUGCGAAACCUGGGGAAAAUGCUGGUGGCCUAUUUCUACUGGUCCAGAACUGGUCAGCUUCAAGUUCCCAGCUUCAACUCCCAAGUGCUGCAGUUCGAGCUGGAUGAGCCUGUCGAAGUCCUAUUGGACCAGGAUUUGGUGGCUUGUGGAGCACCCAGGCCCCUAUUGCCACAGCCGCUCAUGGGAACCUGGCUGCCAGCCACGGUGCGUGGUGUGCAGCCAUCAACGAUGCUGGCACAGUACAAGUACCAGGUCUAUGUGGGUGGAAGCUCCGACAACGCCGAGGAGCUGCCCGCCUGCAAUGGCACAGAACCCCUGGCCGCUUGUGUUUGCUCGGUGCUGCCCACGGCGCUGCGGCGCACGAGUCGCUUGUUGAUCGACCUGGAAGAGGCCCCUUCCCUGGAAGAGCUCCAGGCGAGCAAGGCCAUUCUGGCCUUGGGCAGCAGGAGCUUUGCCAUUUUGGAAGGCUUCUCGUUUCACCACAAUCAGUACUGGUCGCACCGGAGGUCCUCAGGACAGCAGCUUUGGCGAAGCUAUAGCAAGAAGGAGCUCCGCCUCUAUGAGCCGCUGCAGUGCAUGACAGGCCUCUAUUGCCGAAAGCAUGGCAACUCCCUGCUGUGUUCUAGGCAGGAAGCCCAAGCACAGAUUGGAGACUGGGAGCAGCAGUGGCCAAGCCUUUUUUGGGCGCUUCGUUGGAAGCUGGUGCUACCUUUGGGCAUGUUGCUUGGAUGGAUGGCUUGCAUUUUGGCGAGUUUCAUCACCCAAGGCAGCCUUGUAUUGCUUUUCUAUUGGCCAUUGGGCUACUUCGCUUAUGCUUUCCUGCGGCACGUGGACGCCCCCGUGCCCUCCAUCGGGCGCAGCUUGGUUGUGGCAAUCUACACAGGGAUGCCCUUCAUGGUCCUACACUCGAUGCUGGAGAUCGUUUGGCACAUGUGGGGCGAUGGCGACCUUCUGCCCUCGUACCUCGAAGAGGUCAUAGACCUAGAGCUCAACAGGGAGUUCAUCUUCUACGUUUGGCUGCUUUGGAGCAGCUACCUGGUGAAUCGGCUGCGUUUCCUGGCGGCCCAGCAGCGUAAGGCUCCUCCACGCCUGCACCCGCAGCGCGCCGAGGGGCAGGAGGCCUCCGAGGCACCGACGUGUCGGAUUUGCUUCGGAGGCAGCGAGAGCGGGCGACUCAUCUCUCCAUGCUUGUGUUCCGGCAGCAUGCGCUAUGUCCACAUGGAUUGUUUGAACAUGUGGCGAGCCUCAAGUGCCAAUCCACAAUCCUCCUUCCGAUGCGACCAGUGCCAGUAUGUGUAUUCCGUGCAACGCGCCUUCUAUGCAAACAUUCUCAGAUCCGCCCUAGUGCUGCACACCGUGACCUUGCUGGUCUUUGGUCUCGUGGUGCUCCUGUGUGCGUACAUUUGCCUCUUCAUGGACUGGCUGCAGAACGGCUCCACGCCCGAGUCGCGGCAGCUCUUCUCCGAAAGCCUCAUGGAGCAGCUCACGAACGUCACGGGCCUGGAGGAGGCAGACAAGGAACAGCUGGUGCAGGUCAUGGAGAGGAUGAACACUUGGACGAUCGGUGGCGUUCCAUUCAUCCAUUUGGCCAAUGGUUUAAUGAUGGUCGGCCUCAGUGGAUGUCACUCCCUGGGCUUCUUCCUCUCCCAUGCCGCGGGCAACGAGAACAACCCCUUGCCGCUCAUUAGCGGCCUGAUGAUCCUGGCUGGAUUGAUCCGUGUUUUUUGCUCCUUGUACCGCGCGGUGAAGCUGGUCUCCGGAAAGGUCCUGGAGUCCGCCGAGUCGAUGAUCCUCGAUGUGUACGGCCCGGUCGACGUGCCCGGUGGCGUGGAGGGUGUGCCCGGUCGCACUCGUGGUGGGCACGAGGGUGAAGGUCUGGAGCUGGCAGAAGGACUGGGUGGGGCGAGAUGUUCAGCCAAGAUGCCAGAGGUUUCGGAAGCAGGUGAUGGUGAUCUUGGAGAAGAAGCUGGUGACCUCGCCUGUGAAGGGUGUGAAGGGGAAGAGCUGGUGGAGCAGUUGGGUCAUGGAGACGAGAAAUCAGCGGUCGAUCUUCCUUUCCACGCAGUCUCAGAUGCUCAAAGCGUGGCAGCUGACGGUCAGGGUGCUCAUGAAGACCCUCCAGUGGCAGCCCGUGAAGAUGUGCCAGCUCUGAGCCGGGACUCUCCCAACACGGAAGAACUCCCAUUCACCAGCCCACUGAGAAUGUCAGUGCAGACAUGUGACUAUCCUGAGGAUGAAUGAGGCAAGAUCUUGUGAUCAAUCCACCUUCCUCAGCUACUGUAGUUUGAUGAUUCUUUGAAGAACCUUUGCACCAUGAAUGCAGACCCUUUGCUUUUCCAAAUGAACGUAGCUUUGCACACAGCUUGGUGGCACCCGAGCCAGCAAUCAUGUUGAAUGUUUACCGAAAGGUGACUACAACAUGCAAAAAAAACGGCACCAAGGGAAUGUUCAGAAAUUGUUUGCUUCUAUCUUUGGAUAGACACCCAAUUCUGAUUUGCUGUGUUGGACCAUCUGCCUUCGUCAAGCAGCGCAGUGCUGUGACCAGAACAGCAGCGCUCCGUCCCCGCGAGUCGCAAAACUGGCGCGAUGCCCCAUCCGGUCAUCCACUCGUUGAGAGAAGCGAUCCGGGGUUUGAGUGUUUUGUAAGCUGAACUGAAGAAGCAUCC
Molecule: messenger RNA, 3245 nt
Organism: Durusdinium trenchii
Lineage: Eukaryota; Dinophyceae; Suessiales; Symbiodiniaceae
Source: the annotation of a GenBank genome assembly